AUGUGUCUGUAUCUCUUGAGUCCUUCUGGACAGCGCUCCAAACGCAGCGUAACCAGAGGAGAGCGGGAGAUCUUCUUCGCGCAGCAUACUACAUCUUAUACUAAGAAACAACCGCGAGCCCAAAAUUCUGACUCUAGUUCUAUUUCUAAUUCGCAACCUGAUGGCAGUAGAACCGACAGAGACUCAAGUACUAGGAACAGCGACGGCCAGAUAAAGUCUUGCGGCGUGCGGGAACAGUCAAUGUCCUGGAGCACGAGAAAGAAGCCGGAUAAACGGGGCGCAAUUGUAGUACGCCGUAGGCACUCUAAGGACACUGCAGCACAAGCCCGGGACGGGACUGAUUUAUUAGAUCAUACUCAGUUAGGCAGUCUGAACGCAGUGCAGUAUCAAAGGGCGCACUUGAGAAGGAACCUUGGUGUCGACUUCAGUGGUGGACAGUUCGUAGGGAUCGAGCCGGAAGCCAAUGAGAAGAGCGAAGGGGACGGCGAUGAGGACAGCGAUGAGGGAGGCAUAGAGGGCGAAGAGGGGGGCGAAAAGGAGGGCAAAGAGGAAGAAGGCAAAAAGGAGGGCAAACAGGAUGGCGAAGGGGAUGGUGAGGGGGAGAGCGAAGAUGCAGGCAAACAGGAGGGCGUUUCAGAGGGCACCAGCGGUAUCGAUGGCCGCCGCGAAGCAUAG
This is a messenger RNA of Eremomyces bilateralis CBS 781.70, 675 nucleotides long. RefSeq lists its product as uncharacterized. Lineage: Eukaryota; Fungi; Ascomycota; Dothideomycetes; Eremomycetales; Eremomycetaceae. The record is from RefSeq and is a predicted model, not a curated record. Bases 1 to 675 code for a protein of 224 amino acids. The transcript has a single exon.